This is a messenger RNA of Babesia microti strain RI, 888 nucleotides long. Its product is annotated as RPF2, ribosome production factor 2. Gene Ontology annotation, molecular function: rRNA binding. Bases 1 to 888 code for a protein of 295 amino acids. Gene Ontology annotation, biological process: maturation of LSU-rRNA from tricistronic rRNA transcript (SSU-rRNA, 5.8S rRNA, LSU-rRNA); ribosomal large subunit assembly. The record is from RefSeq and is a predicted model, not a curated record. NCBI's taxonomy places the organism in Eukaryota, Apicomplexa, Aconoidasida, Piroplasmida, Babesiidae. The transcript has a single exon. Gene Ontology annotation, cellular component: nucleolus.
AUGUCCGUUAAAAAUGGCGAGGUCGAAGGGCCAAAAAAUAUACUGCUAUUCAAAGCACCUAAAUGUAGUAACUCAGGGAGACAACUUUUAAGAGAUUUUAGAAUAUUAAAAAGGCAUAACUCAGUUUUCCAAACUCACAUGACUCAACAUAUGAAUGGUAAACAUCAAACUGUUAAAGAUGAAGCGAUUCACCUUGCUCGAAAUUACAAAUGUGGACUUUAUUGCAUAGCAUCAUCGAGUAAGAAGAAACCUUUGGGUUUAGAAAUUGGUAGGGUAUUUAAUAAACUAUCAUUAGAAUCUGUAAAAUUCAAAGUGUUGGACUAUGUUCCAAUCGAUGCAUUUAGGAGGGCAUACACUCAUCGCAAUAUCUCUGAAACUUCUGAUUAUGCGGUAUCUUUAGUUAUAGCCCAAGGAUCAUUUUUUUCUAAUGGUUCAAUGAAGCAAGCCAAAGAAAUUUUAACUGAUUUCUUUCACUCUUAUAAUGACGGUAAAAUAUAUCUAGAAGGGGUAGAACAAGCAAUAAUCAUCUCAUCUAAAGAACCAGAUCUAAUUUACAUUAGAAGGUAUAAAAUUGGCUUAACAUGUGGCACCGGCGCCGAUUCUCCUAAAGUACAAUUAUAUGAGAUGGGCCCCUCGAUAGAUUUACAACUAACAGAUUCAUGUAUCCCGGACCCAGAGUUAAUGAAGAAAGCUAUGGAGACUAAUAAAAAGAUUCAUAUUACUCCAGGAAUAGGUGUGGAUAAGAAGAUAAUUAAGAGGGGUAAGAAUGCUAAAACUACUAUUAUGGCUAAUACUGUAGGCAAAGUGUAUGUGCCGCCUCAAAAUUUCGAUCAAAUUUAUACCCCGCAUGCAAAAUUGAGAAAGCAGCGGGGUAAAGAGAAUGAUUAG